GGCUUCUAAACUCAGAUAGGGACAGCGGUAGGGACGGGCGUUUCUCUCUUGGCUGGGGAAAAGGGGUAAUCGCUAGCGAGGGGGGUGGACGCAUAGAAGAAUCGUCGGCGACUCCAUAAGCCUGGGAGAGAAGAAGUGGAUGUUCCAUCACAGGGGAAACUAUGGAGCAAAAGACUGCUGGAAGCCAUCAGCUGGGACUGUGUGUGCUUUGUGGCUUACCAGCAGCAGGUAAAACUAGGACAGCACAAGCAUUGAGUUCCUCCUUGAGGAAGCGUAAAGGAUGGUCCUGCAUUCUUCUGACUUAUGACAGUCUCAUUCCUUUGGAAGCAUUCAGCCAAAUAGAGAUUUCUCAUUGGAGAUCAUACCGGCAUGAAUUAUUAUUGUAUCUUGAACACUUCCUUCAGGCUCUUAUUAAAGGAUGCCAUUACUUUCCUCCUCCAAACAGAACUGAAACAAUGUGGAAAAGUUUUGUCUCCUGUUUGAUGGAGCAAGGAUUAAUAUCUGCAGGAACAGAAGACUCUGCAUCUUGUCAAUAUUUAAUAGAUUUCAUCCCACUCAGGCCAAUAUAUUUUAUUUUAGAUGACAACUUUUAUUAUCGGAGCAUGAGAUAUGAAGUGUUCCAGUUAGCUCGCCAAUAUUCGUUGGGCUUCUGUCAGUUGUUCCUAGAUUGUCAGGUUGAAGUUUGUUUAGAGAGAAAUUGUCAGAGAAAACAGCCAUUACCUGAAGAAACCAUAUUUGCAAUGGCACAAAAACUAGAAUGUCCAAAUCCAAAGAAAUACACGUGGGAACAAAAUAGCCUUAUUCUGAAGAGUGCUGGAUUUUCAUUAGAAGAUAAUCUUCAGGUGUUUAAUUUGUUAUCUUCUGCUUUGGAAAAUCCAGUAAAACCCAUGGAAGAGAAUACAGAAGUAAAGGAAAUGGAUCGGGCUAUAUGUGCAGCCAGUGUUCUACAUCAAGCUGAUCAAGCUCUCAGGCGAACAAUCUCUGAAAUGAUGCAGAAUGCUAAAGCCAAUAGCCUUAUUCCACGUGAGAUGAAGAGUUUGUCAGAGGAGCUCAACAAGCAGAAAGUAAAAUUCCUAGAAGAUUUAAAGCAAAAGUCUAAUAAACAAAACCAGUGCUAUGUAGAAAAUAAUACAUUUAAUAUAACUUCUUUAUUUUCCCAAGAGACAGAUUAUAUUGUUAAGAAGUAUUUAAAUAAAUAGCAUUUUAUUUUGCUUCAUGGUAUCAACUGUGUGGUGGAAAUUUUACAAGAAUAAAGCUAUCUGUAACAGGUAUGGUUUCCCUGUGUAAUUUUAAAAACAUUGAAAGUCAGUUCUGAAUGGUGGAAUAUAUUGUUCAAUCUGAGGAAUAAGUUAUUUCCUGCUUGAAGGUGUUUAAUUAAGAGGCACUAUUUUUUUCUGCCAGCUUUCCAGAUUAGUUGCCCAUUGUUAUGGCUGUUGUAGAAAAAGACAGGUCUCAUUCUAAGCUCCUCAUAGGAGCCAGGCAAGCAGGCUGAAAGCUCCCCAUGACUUUAUCGCCUAAAAGCAACAAAGUACUAGAAUAACUUAACAGGUGUCUACUACACUGAUUUGUUCAUAGUGCCUAAUGGACCUUGGUUGACCUCAAACUAAACAAGGUUAGAGAUGGUUAAUAUCUGCAUUAAAGUUCACUAAGAAAUCCCAGGGUUAUAGGUUAUACCAGGAAGUUUAAAAAAUGCUGAAAGGGGAAGUGAUAAACCACUUCCAUUAUUAUUGCCAAGAAACCUACAUGUCAUCAGAUCAGCUUAAUGUGAAUAAAUGUACCUUAUCAACAUCCUGAGAAAGUAAUGUUGUUUUAUUUAAAGUAUUUUAAUUCUAUUCUUCAUCCAAAAAGGCUUCCAACAGCUUUUUGGUGGAUCAAAUUAAUUGGAAAUCCAGAUGGGAAUAUAUUCUUGCUUCACCUUUAUAUCUUACCAUAUAUCAAAGCACAAGAUGUACGUUCUGAUUUCGGGCAACUCACUUUUCUCACUGCUGUCCUAGAUGCCUCACCUUCCUUCUUUUAGUACUGUCUCCAACCAAGUUGGUGACUAUUAAUGCUAUUUAUUCUUUUGAUAUUACUGCACGAAACAAGGAUGCAGUAUUUUUUUUAAAACCGCAUAGAUUUUUUUAGCCUGUCCAUGCAUCAUCUGCAAUAUUUCCUUGUUAUUGACAUUUUUCAUCAUGUGUUAUCAGUCUUCAAUACAAUAUUCAUAUCUCUAUGCAUUCUGUCUUGCUUAUAUACGCUCAGCCCUUUAUAUAAAGGCUUCUGUUCUCUUGAUUAUAACUUGGUCAUUGUCUAUGCUUCUACUUCAUACAAAAGUACUGCAAGAUUUAACAGCAAACAAUCUGCCAACAGUCUUAAGUUCCAACAGCAAACAAAUUUACUUAUUUUUCAAAAAGGAGCUGCCACUUGUUCAGUCCUGCUUACUACUUCAAUGCUAUGUGGCCAUUUAUUAUUGAAAAUACAGUCCAGGUACUUAUGUUGUUACACUCUGACUUGUUUUCCUGUUAGCAUAUCUAGUUCAAUUAUUUCAUUAUGCCCAUCCAUCCUUGCUCCUGAUUUAUUUCAAUUCUUAGUUAAUGAAUUAAAAAGAAAUAGGUAACACCCUGUUUUCAUUCCAUGGGCUCCAAUAUUUUAAAAUACAAAAUGCAGAACUAAUAUUCAUAAGCACAGUGAGGUGGAACACACCCAAGCUGUUCAUGAGUGAAGCCCUAGGAUGGGAGAAUACCACCAAUGAUUUUGUCAUUUGCUUCCCCAGUAUACUUGGGACCAACUGGCUACUGGUGUUUUCCUGUUAAACGUGCCCUCUUUACCACCUAGCAAAACAGUACAAAUAAACAAGUUAUCAGUGGACUAUAGUAAUCUACUUGGCAAAUUAUAUUCUGUAUUUACCCAUUAUUGUAAGUGACCACUGGUAAUUAUGUAGAUAAAACGAGGUAAUGUUAUUUGAGAUAGAGAGGAGGGAGGCAGUGUGGAUAUAUAACAGUACAAAUUAUGCAAAAUAAUUAUCUUUUGUAGGAAGGUGGUUAUAUAAAAAUAUUUUCCAAAACCCAAUUUUCAUUCUGGCUAUAGAAAUAGGUUUGUUUCUUUGGAAUAGAUACUAAAUAACUUUUUAGAAAUACAAAAUGUCAUUCAGUGAGAAAAAAAUGCUUUGAGACUGAAAUAGCUUCCAGCAAGGAAUUUGCUGGGUUUUUGGAUUUACACAGAUGGAAAAAGCUUGGCUAGCACAUUUUUUAAAGUUACAUUCCUUUGUUGAAGAAUUAAUAGACUAACAAAACAGAACAAGGCUAUGUGCUUCCUGUUCAAUACUAUAAUUAGGUUAAUUAGAAACAGCACAUUUUGGCUCCUAUCACAAAAGAACACACACACUGACAGUUCCAUCCAAGUUGAGUGCUUUGAAAUCUCAUGCAAAUAUGGCUGUCACUAAAAUCAGUGGACUUUAAAUAUUUAACUUGCCCGAGUUCUUCUCAUUGCUUUUGUCAGUUGCAUCCCAUUCAGUUUUAAAUUAGAUUUGUAUGGCAAAUUUCAUGAAAUUUUUUUCAACCUACUUAUCAGUCUUUGCGUUACAGGCAGCAAUUCACAAUCAAUAGUACUGCAAAAGGCAUCAGGGAAACUUCAAAAUAAGUUGAAGUGUCUCUUGGGCAGUGCUGCCACCUGAAUGCCAAAUCUGAAUUCAUUUUAAUAAAAUGAAAAAAAAAUGGUAACAGCAUAAAAUUUUUUUUAAAAUUGCAGCAAAAGCUUGAUGCACUAAUGUUAAACCCAAUCUGUAAAUUUCUAUGUAGUUAUUCUACAUUUCAUAAGGACCUAUUAAUGAAGGUACUUCAUGUAAUGACGAUACCUAGACAUUGUACAACAUAAUCAACAGAUCAUAAGUCUCAGUACCUCAGACUUGUACUGCCUGCUUAGUGGAUUCCAGCUGUAACUUAAGUCAAUAACUUUGGUCUUUGCAUGGCCACACUGGUCCAUGCAGAAAUCUUUGGAAGCUGUAAAACUAGUGCUAAUAGGGAUCCAAGACAUCUGCAGAUCAGCUUUCCCUAAAGAGGUCACCAAUAAAGUCUUUCUCAUAAGCACCUGUGCACGCACAUACUUUUUAAUCCUAAUUAAAAUGGCAGAAUAUACUGUUUGUGUUUUUAAUUAAUUUAGAGGUAAAUCACAACAAUGUUACCUUUCAGGUGCAAGAGGCCUGAAACCUCUUCCAAAAUUUAACAUGGUAAUCCUUCAGUCCUGUUUUACAGAACAAAUAUAAUCCAGAAUAGGAUUCUGUGACCAAGAUCUGCCAAUCUACCAUGAGCAGUUAGAGAUAUCCACAAUUGUCUCUUUACCUGGGCCUUCAGUCUGUAAAUACUGGAUAUCUUUCUUGUAUGUUUUUGCUUUUGUAUUUCUGUCUCCUUCAAGCCUGCAUGUACAGAGUUUGUUAUUAUGUACUUUAUAUUUUGUAAAUUGCUUCAAGAUAUUUCUGAAGAGGAAGUGACACAAAGUUAUAUUAAAGAGUAAUAUUAAGUUCCCUUAAACAUGCCCUUGUGGGCAAAUCCUUGU
Molecule: messenger RNA, 4530 nt
Organism: Python bivittatus (Burmese python)
Lineage: Eukaryota; Metazoa; Chordata; Lepidosauria; Squamata; Pythonidae
Gene: PSTK
Product: phosphoseryl-tRNA kinase
Molecular function (GO): kinase activity; tRNA binding
Source: RefSeq, a predicted model, not a curated record